GCCUGACAAAAAGUGAUUCAUAACAAAUUCUUUUGCAAAUAUUUAGGUAAUUUGAUAAAAAAAUCAAAACUAAAAUUUAUUUAAUCGAUUUAAGAGAUUCAAAGAUCUUUAUAGUGCAACGAAAUCAUGGAGUGGUUAUUUGGUAAAAAGAUGACACCUGACGAAAUGCUCCGAAAGAAUCAACGAGCUUUAAACAAAGCGAUGAGAGAUCUCGAUCGAGAACGAAUGAAAAUGGAGCAACAAGAAAAGAAAGUUAUUGCAGACAUUAAGAAAUUAGCGAAAGACAAUCAAAUGGAUGCAGUUAAAAUUAUGGCUAAGGAUUUAGUGCGAACAAGACGUCAAAGCAGAAAGUUUAUGUUAAUGAAAGCGAACAUUCAAGCUGUAUCACUUAAGAUUCAAACUUUAAAAUCCCAAAACACAAUGGCCCAAGCUAUGAAGGGAGUUAGCCGUGCUAUGAUGAAUAUGAAUCGUCAAAUGAACAUGCCUCAAAUACAACAAAUACUUCACGAAUUUGAAAAACAAUCGGAAAUAAUGGACAUGAAGGAAGAAAUGAUUAACGAUGCUAUCGAUGAUGCAAUGGAAGAUGAAGGUGAUGAAGAGGAAAGCGAUGCUGUAGUCUCUCAAGUUCUUGAUGAAUUGGGUUUGCAAUUAACCGACCAACUUUCUGGACUUCCACAGGCAUCCGGUUCAUUGGCAGUUUCUGGAGUUAAGCAACCUCAAGCUGCAGCUGUAGGAGCUGGUGGGGCUGGUGGCUCGGGUGGAGCUGCAGCAGCAACUCCUACAUCAGAUGCCGAUGAUGAAUUACAAAAGCGCCUUGAUAAUUUACGUCGAGAAUAAAUAUUUAUUUAUUAUUUUUUCCACAAUUCUUUAAUCUACAAUUAACUUUUUUUUAAAUAAUGAAGGACAUAAUGUUCAAGUUUAUUCUGCUUCAAAGCUGUUACAAGAACUUCCUUAGGUGAAGCUGAUGAAUCAACAAAUAAUUUAAAAAUCACUAAUAAAAAAUUUAUUUUAGCAUUAAUGAUGUUGAAAAGUUUUUUUCCUUACUCGUUCAAGAAAUCGUAAAAAACGAAAAAGGAUUACAAUUUACUUCUAGCUCCUUUAGGAAUCACGUUAAUAAAGCUUUUUGCCAUUGGAUAAAGCUGCUUCGAUGAUUUAAAUCCUGUAAGAUCAGAAAUCUUUUGUUUCGUUGCUGUUAAAGGCUUUGCCUGUUCUUUUAUGUCGGCUGUUUCGACAUUACUUGGAUCUGAUAAAAUGUGAAUUGAAAGUGUUUGUCGCGAAGCUGCAUCGGGUACGAUGAAUAACUUAUAAUAUUCUAAAACUUGUUCCUUCGUAAUCGAACUCAUAAUUUCAACCUCUUUCUCUGACCUAUCGAAGUGAUAUUGUUGUAAUGAAAUUUCAUUCAUG
Clunio marinus is the source of this 1404-nucleotide messenger RNA. NCBI's taxonomy places the organism in Eukaryota, Metazoa, Arthropoda, Insecta, Diptera, Chironomidae. The record is from the annotation of a GenBank genome assembly.